CCGCCAGCCCUGCCACUGCUGGAGGUGUGGGGAAACCGAGGCAGGCUCGGGGUUGGGCAGAGGGGGGGUGUUGCCUGGCCUCCACCCCCCGCAGCCAUGCAGAGGGCCGAGCCGCCUGGCCUGUGAUCCGAGAGGUUACGUGAGCUGCCCGGGCAGCUGUCCCGAAAUCGGAGCCAGGCCUUGUGGGGCGGGGGAGCAGCUGGGGGGGACCUCAAUUGUGCCAGCUCCCGGGGGCCUGAUGUGAUGUGGGACUGAGCCCCCUCCCCCAGCGGCUGGGCACACUCGGCCGUGCGUCUGCCUGGGCAUCCCCCGUCUGUCCGUGCAUCCAUCAGCGCUGCUGGGGUCACGGUGCCAGGGCUCUGGCCUAGCAACCCCUCGCGCCCCCCCGCAGCUCAGACAGCUGGACCCCCCCGGCAGGGCGCAGGGCCUGCGACACUCAAUCUGCCCGCAGCCGGCUCAGAAUAGCAGCGCCGGGGCGGCUGCAUGGAGCUGCCCGUCGCCACCCAGCAGGUACUGGCGGGGCAUGGGGGGCUGGGGGGCCAGGGGCAGCCCCCGCUGGGGGGACAGGGCCCAGGGGUGGGCCAAGGGCCAAGGUGGCUGCCUGCACCCUCGGCCCAGUUGCACCAGUUCCUUGGCCCCUCCUGCCCCAGGGCCCUGGCACUUGCCAGCCUGGGAGUGCACCCCGCUGUGGUCUGGGAUCCCCCCCUGCCCAGAGCGGGUCCCAUGGGGGGGCUCAGACCCCCUGCAGGGUGAGGCUGGGCCCAGGCCUUAGGCUGCCCUGCUGGUGCCUCCCCAGUAGCAGGUGCAAGGCCCCGGUCACGGCAGUGCCCGCCUCGCUCUGCUUUCCGCCCUGCCAGGUCCGGCCGCUGGACGCCCGGCUGCCCUCGCACCAGGCAGGUGGGUCGGGGCGGCUGUGCAGCGAGCGUUGGUCCUUGGCCCCGCCGGCGCCCCUCACUUCCAACCUGCAGCUCCCUGCUCCCAUCUCCAGCCCUGCCGGUGCUGGUCCUGACCCACAGCUCCAGUUCCUUGCCCCAGCCCCCCGGUGCUCCUCACUCUCAACCCAGGGCUCCCCCCAGUCUCCUCCAUCCUGUCCCCGUCUCUGCUAUCUUGGGGACCCCCUCCCAGUCUGUCCUUGCCAGCUGAGCUGUCCCCUCCAGCCCUGGAGAUAGGAGUGAGGGGCACUGGCAGGGCUGAAGGGUUGGAAAUGAGACUGCUCCCUGUAAUCCCCACGGGGGGCAAAACAGUGGGGUCCCUGCCCCCAGCCAGAGGGUUGGGGGGGUUGCCAGUUUGUCCUACUCCCCAAUGCCCCCCACCCCUGGUCCAGUGUGCAGAGGCCGGGGCUGGGGAUGGGCUGGGAUGGGACUGCCCCCGGUUCACGGGGCUCCUGCUCGUCCCUCCAGGCUCCCACGUGGCCCCACGGGCCCCGUGCUGGGAGGCUGGGGCCCAGGAUGUGGGGCUGGGCCUGGGGGACGCAGGAGCCGACGUGCAGGGCAUGGAGGUUGAGGCCACGGAGCCGGAGCCCCAGGCCACGAGCUCGGGCGAGCCGGAGCCGGUGCCGGUGCCGGACGCGGAGCUGCUGGGGCUGGGCCCGGAGGUGGAGUUCCAGGCGCCGGACGCCGAGGCGUACAUGCGCUUCAUGAUGAGCCACUGCUGCUACGACGCCAUGCCCACCAGCUCCAAGCUCGUCGUCUUCGAGACUUCGCUUGAGAUCAAGAAGGCCUUCCUGGCCAUGGUGGCGAACGGCGUGCGGGCGGCACCGCUGUGGGACAGCCGGCAGCAGUGCUUCGUGGGCAUGCUCACAAUCACCGACUUCAUCAACAUCCUGCACCGCUACUACCGGUCACCCUUGGUGCAGAUCUAUGAGAUCGAGCAGCACAAGAUUGAGACCUGGCGAGAGGUUUACCUGCAAGGCUCCUGCAAACCCCUCGUCUUCAUCUCCCCCAACAACAGCCUCUUUGAUGCUGUCUACUCGCUGAUCAAGCACAAGAUCCACCGGCUGCCCGUGAUCGAGCCGGUGUCGGGCGACGUCCUGCACAUCCUCACGCACAAGCGCCUGCUCAAGUUCCUCCACAUCUUCGGCACGACUAUCCCGAAGCCGCGGUUUCUGCAGAAAACCAUCCAGGAGCUGGGCAUCGGCACCUUCCGCGACGUGGCCAUGGUGCACGAGGCAGCGCCCGUCUAUGACGCCCUCGAGAUCUUUGUCGACCGCCGGGUCUCUGCCCUGCCAGUCGUCAAUGAAGCUGGGAAGGUCGUGGGGCUGUACUCCCGCUUUGAUGUCAUUCACCUGGCGGCACAGAAGACCUACAACAACCUGGACGUGAGCGUGGGCGAGGCCCUGCGGCAGCGCAGCCUCUGCCUGGAGGGUGUCCUCACCUGCUACCCCCACGAGACCAUGGAGGCCGUCAUCGACCGCAUCACCAGCGAGCAGGUCCAUCGCCUGGUUCUGGUGGACGAGCAGCACUUCCCGCGGGGCAUCAUCUCGCUGUCCGACAUCCUCCAGGCACUGGUGCUCACGCCCGCAGGUAUCGAUGCUCUUAACUCUUAAGCCUGCGAUGCUCCAUCUUUUCUCCAUUACCACCCUCCAUUUCCUCCGCUUCUCUCUCCGGCUCAGGUAGGCUCUGCCCCCCAAUCACCCCCACCCCCACCGCAUGCCCCUGCCUGGCUGCCCUGGGGCUGGGAGGGCCCUGUGCCUGCCUCGCGCUCAGGUCUGUAUCCCGUGCCGGCAAAUCCCUUGGCAUCUCCGCAUGCCAUGAACGGGCACCCCCAUGCACCCAGCCUCCACUCCCUGGCCGCAGCUGUCCUGUCAGCCCCGACCCCCCACCCCCACCAGUCCUUGUGCCCCUGGCAGAGGAGCCCCUGAAAUGCAGCAGGUGGAGAUCAGUGGGCAGGCGGGGGGAGGAUGGGGUGUUUCCAUCACCCCCUGGUUCAGGUCUGGUGCAGCUAGGAUCUGGAACCAGCUUCCAAAAAAGGGAGGACGGAGGGAGGACCCGGGCAACUAUAGGCCCGUUAGUCUUACUUUGAUCCUGGGGAAGCUCUUUGAGAAAAUUAUCCAGGAGCACAACUGUGAGGGACAAGCAGCAGGGACGAUGCUCAGGGGCAACCAACAUGGGUUCAUUAGGGGCAGGUCCUGUCAGACCAACCCGGGGGCCUUCUAUGACCAGGUCACAAAAUCCUUGGAUGCAGGGGUAGCAGUGGACCUUUAAUAAAGAUAAAUGCAAGGUACUCCACCUGGGAAGGAGGAACCCCCAGCACACCUAUAGGUUAGGGAGCGUCCUUCUCAGCAGCUCGGAGGCAGAGAGGGAUCUGGGAGUCAUAAUUGACUCCAAGAUGAACAUGAGCCGGCAGUGUAACGAGGCCGUCAACAAGGCCAAUCACACCUUGCCGUGCAUUAGCAGGUGCACGACUAAUAGAUCAAAGGAGGUGAUGCUCCCCCUCUAUGCGGCACUGGUCAGGCCCCAGUUGGAGUACUGUGUCCAGUUUUGGGCGCCGCACUUCAAGAGGGACGCGGAGAAUCCCGAGAGGGUCCAGAGGAGGGUCACUUGCAUGCUUAGUGGCCUUCAUGAUAGACCCUACGGGGGGAGGUUGAGAGAGCUGAAUCUCUUCAGCCUUCACAAGAGACGGCUGAGGGGAGAUAUUGUGGCUGCCUAUAAAUUUAUUAGGGGAGGUCAACGGGGAACAGGGGAAGCGCUGUUUACUAAGGCACCCCAGGGAGUGACUAGGAAUAAUGGGUGCAAACUAGUGGAGAGUAGAUUCAGGUUAGACAUUAGGAAGAAAUUUUUCACAGUAAGGGUGGCCAGGAUCUGGAAUGGGCUUCCAAGAGAGGUGGUGCUGUCACCUAGCUUGGAGGUCUUCAAGAGAAGGCUAGACAGUCACCUGGCUGGCGUCAUCUGACCUCGGUCCUCUUUCCUGCCAGGGGCAGGGGGCCGGACACGAUGAUCCAUUGUGGUCCCUUCCGACUUGACAGUCUAUGAAUCUAUGGAUGUAGUCUUUCUGGACUUCAGGAAGGCCUUUGACACUGUCUCUCACCCCAUUCUCAUUAAAAAGCUAGGCGACUGUGGCCUACACAGUCAGAUGGGUCGCUAGUUGGCUGAGGGGUUGCACCCAGAUAGUGGUGGUGGACGGGUCAUUUUCGACCUGGAGGGCUGUGGGCAAUGGGGUCCCCCAGGGCUCGGUCCUCGGGCCUGUGCUGUUCAACAUCUUCAUCAGCGACUUGGACGAGGGGGUGAAAAACACCCUGUUCAAAUUCAGAGACGACACUAAGAUGUGGGGAGAAGUGGGCAUGCUGAAAGGGAGGGACAGGCUGCAACUAGAUCUGGACAGGUUCCAGGGGUGGGCGGAUGAGAACAGGAUGGGGUUCAACACUGACCAGUGCAAGGUGCUGCACCUGGGGAGGAAGAGCCAGCAGCAGACGUAGAUGCCGGGGAACUGCCUUCUCGUCAGUGCAGAGGCAGAAAAGGAUCUUGGAGUCAUUAUUGAUGCCACAGUGAACAUGGGCCGACAGUGUGGAGACACGGUCAGGAACGCCAACCGCACCUUGUCGUGCAUCCACAGAUGCAUCUCGAGCAGGGCCAAGGAGGUGAUCCUCCCCCUCUAUGCGGCACUGGUCAGGCCGCAGCUGGAGUACUGCGUCCAGUUCAGGAGGGAUGUGGACAGCAUGGAGAGGGUCCAGAGGAGGUCACCCCCAUGAUCCGGGGACAGCAGGGCAGGCCCUACGAGGAGAGGCGACGGGACCUGAACCUGUGCAGCCUUCGCAAGAGAAGGCUGAGGGGGGACCUGGUGGCCAUUUACAAACUAGUCAAGGGGGACCAGCAGGCAUUGGGGGAGUCCCUGUUCCCCCGAGCACCUCCCAGAGUAACAAGGAAUCAGCCAUAAAUUGACCGAGCGUAGGUUCAGACUAGAUAUCAGGAGGCGCUACUGCACGGUCAGGGUGCCUAGGACCUGGAACCAGCUUCCAAAGGAAAUGGUGCUCGCCCUUACCCUGGGGGGCUUCAAAAGGAGACUUGAUAAUUACCUGGCUGGGGUCAUACGAGCCCAGUUUUCUCUCCUGCCCAGGGCAAGGGUCAGACUUGAUGAUCUACUUAGGUCCCUUCCGACCCUACAUCUAUGAACCUAUGAAUCUGUCUGCAAGCCAGUCUUGGCCCUUUGUUUCUCCCUAACCCUGGCAGGGCUUCACUGGGUUGGGGACAGAUGGGCAAUAUCCCCUGGGGGGCACGGCCUCAGCUGGCCAGCGUGCAAGACUGACGCAGCCUGGCAUGAGCAGAGGCCCCCCUCUAUUAGGGGCAUCUCCCCCCCACCAACAUGGCACUGAGGGGGCAAAGACUGCCAGCUGCCAUGGAUCCUGCAGGGCUGGGGCCACGCACAUGCUUGCUGCGGCAUGGGGCAGCUUGCAGCCGUCACUGUCCACAGGCCUUGAGGGCCCUGAGCCCCCCACCAGCCACGUGGUGCCUGUGCUCUGUGUCCCCCACACCCUCCCGCCAGCUGUGCUCCACGUGGCCACGGGUGUGGGGUGAUGUCUGUCGGGUGUCAGGGGUGGGGCAGCCCGGAGCUACCCCCACCCCACUCCAGUGCCUGCCUUUGGCCACUGUCCUCAGCCCAGGGGCCAGGUGUAGUGCCACAGCCCCAGGGGUGGUUCGGCACAUGGCACUGGCUGCCACUGGGGGUAACAGGGGCAGGGGUGGGUUUGGAGUGGUGGGCGCUGCAGCACGGGAGGGUGCAAGGCGAGGCAGGACGGGUGCUGGGCAGGAGGGUCGAGGCGCAGCGAUGCCCAUGCUCUGCAGGGGGGGGGUGUCCCAGGCUGGGGUUGCCCCCCACCCCCGGGGUCAGGGGGUUGAAGCCCCCCCCCAGAGGCACUGAGUGCUGGGGACUGUGCCAAUGCUCCUGCUGGGAUUCAGCCCCGCAGGGUCCUGACUGGAGGCUCUUGCCCCCCCGCUCACGCUGCAUGGGGGAGGGCAGGGGGCAAGCAGGGAUUUGCCCCCUGCUCAGCCUGGCCUGGCCUGGGGGAUUUCCCCUCCCUCUGCAGCGGGGUACAGCCUGGGCCUGGGCUCUCCCCAGUGCCCACCAACCCCCCUGGCAGCAGCAGGACGUUGGGGCCGUGGCCCUCUGUAUCCUGGGGGUGGAGGCAAUGCCUAGGCUGUGUCGGGGCAAUGGUGUCAUGCGGCUCCGAGGUCUCACACGGGGUUUGUCAGGGGAGGUUGGACGGGGCUGACCCUCCCUCGGGCUGGAUGCGGCCCUGCAGCUCCCUGCCAGGGGCUCUGGGACUCUGCAAUGCCUCAGUGGGGGGCUGGGAAAAGGGUGGGAGGGGGGAUGUGACCCCCUGCCCCUUUCUCCGCAGGCAUCGACCGGAGCUCGCUCUGAAGAGCUGCUGCCCCCCGGGAAGAGCCGCAGCUCUGGCAAGGGACCCGACCUGCUUGCGCCGCUGGGCGGGGAGGAGUGAAGCUGUCUUGGCAUCACCUUCCCUGGGACCUGAGACGACGCCUGCCUGGUACCCGAUGCCCUGCCCGUGGUGCGAGGCUCUGACCUUCGCAUGGCCCGGUUGCAGGCGGCCAGACCCGGCCCUGGCACCCGUGCCCAGGGGGAGACUCAUGGGGAAUGGGUUUGCUGGCGUGGGGCUGGGGGGGGCACGGCCAUGCUCAGCCGGUCUGGUCCUGUCUGUGCUUCUCAUGCUCGGCCAGACGUGGGGCUGCUUGCCCCCUCGCUUCUCCCUGCAAGGCCCCGGACCCCUGGGUCCCCUAACUGGGACACAGACGGUGCCAGAGGGCCCUGGGCUUGUGCCAAGGCCUAGGCACAUUUGACUUUUAGGCACCUGGAGCUGGGCUAGAGUGGGAGCAGGCGCCUGGCUGAUGCUGCCCCUGGCCCAGCGCUUGCUUGGGGUAGGGGUGGGCACUGGGGGCUGUUGCUUGCCCCUGGCUGCCCCCCGCCCUCCUCCUGCUGCUUGGAGCUGUGAAAUAAACCUUGGGACUGCA
Messenger RNA from Alligator mississippiensis (American alligator), 6962 nucleotides. It is a transcript of the gene PRKAG3, whose product is annotated as protein kinase AMP-activated non-catalytic subunit gamma 3. The record is from RefSeq and is a predicted model, not a curated record. The transcript has 10 exons. NCBI's taxonomy places the organism in Eukaryota, Metazoa, Chordata, Crocodylia, Alligatoridae. Bases 1205 to 2545 code for a protein of 446 amino acids.